UCCUCAGCCAAUGGCGCCUUCCCCGCGCUCCGCACCAAUAGCAGGCGGCGUUGUGGUUGCCCCGCGGAAGUUAAGCAAGGCGGGCGCGUUGCUAUAACGGAGAAGGGGGUGAGGGCAGUUGGGUCAUGUGCGCAGCCCCCAGCCGAGUGGGAGGCGGCGGGGCGGGCAGGGAGCGCUACGUGCGGGUUUUUGAAGCAUGUGAUGAAGAUAAAAAAGGAUAUUUAAGCAGAGAGGACUUUAAGGUCGCUGUAGUGAUGCUAUUUGGUUACAAACCCUCAAAGGAACUGGACACCAUCCUCAGCGGUGACCCCACCACUAGGAGCCCCGUGGAUACUUUGGGGACGAGGUGGCAGGAGGAUGGAGACAGUGGCCAGUGGAGUUGGAGAAUGACAGAUGACAGUCAUCCAGUAGUGUGCCAGUCCAGAACCUCUUCUCUACUCCAGAGAGUUCAGGCCAGUCCCAGCACUUUGGCUUUGGCAUGUGUGAUGCAGGAGAGGGGAGAUCUGGUGGAGGUGGAUUCAGUAAUGGCCUCGGUGCAACAAAAAAAUUCAGGUGUAUUACUUGAAGAAUUUUUAAAACUUAUGAGUACAAAGAAGGCUGCACAACUACACCAUAGUGAAAUAAGGCAGAUAUUCACAGCUUUUGACAUGCAGUAUAGAGGAUUUUUGACUUUGGAAGAUUUCAAAAGAGCCUUCAAUUCCAUUGCUCCAAAGUUACCUGAAAGGAUCAUAGUUGAAGCUUUCAGGGAAGUCGAUCAGGAUUCUGAUGGUCAUGUCAGCUUCAAAGAAUUUGAAUCUGCAAUGAACUACGGACAAAAUGAAGUAUCACAACUGCACUUUGCCUAAAGUGUAUUCUCUGGUGAAAAGAUAAGUUAUUUAAAAAUCAAUGAAACUUCAAUAGUUUCAUCUAGCACUCUUACUAUAAAUGCAGCUCUGAGGAACUGCCUUUGAAGCUCUACAGUUGUGAGUUAGGGUGUAUUCAUUUACGUGUGUGUGUGUGUGUGUGUGUGUAUGUGUGUGUGUGUAAUACUGAAAAUAUUUGAAAUCUAAGUUGAUCCACAAUUUAUGCUUUGUGGGAACUUCAAUUAUGUACUUUUUCUGUUUGGCUAAAUAGAUGAAAAGAGGGACUGGUUUCAAGGUAGUUAGUAUUUUAUUCAUUGACUUUUUCAGCAGUAUUUCACUAACGAGCCAAAAUGUCUGAGAUACCUUUAUAGAGAGGCUACCUGGGACUGAAUAGAUUAAACCUUAUGCGGAUGAUAGAAUUUUUUUUUAAACCAUCAGUACAUUCAUUUUCCAUAUAAACACCUUGUCCUUUUUCUUAUACUAUCACACAUUGUUUCAAUUGCAAUAUCAUUUAUUGAUUGGACAACUCUGUGAUUUAAUUCCAAAGCAUUGCACUGUUAAAAAAAAUUAAGAAUUGGAUAAUAUGAAGUGUUUAUUAAUAAUAAUAAUAAUAAUAAUAAAACAAUAAGAUAAAAUUUCACACUUUUAAGACUUUUCUCCAUUAAAUUAAUUCUUUUAGAGGUAGUUUAAAAGAACUCUCAUAAAUAAAGAAAAACCUCUGAAGUUUAGGUCACACACCUGAACUUAAACAACAAGGAGUCCGGUGGCACCUUAAAGACUAACAGAUUUAUUUGGGCAUAAGCUUUUGUGGGUAAAAAACCCAAGGUAUGUACCCAAAUCUUGAAUGAACUUCAAUGAAUACUUCUGGUAAUGUAUCUUUUGGCCAGGGUAUUUCCCCAGAGCUGUGAGGAAAUUAAGAUGAAAUCUGUCAUUGUCUGCGCACACUCACCCACUCAUUGCCUGAUUAUGAAGAUUUUGUACUGUACUCUUAUAGGAAAUUGCCUGUUCUCUUAGCUUCAGACUUGCCCCCUUUGAGCCACACUAUGGCUAUUUUCAGAACAUGUCGUAAGUCCUCCUUGUUUGAUUUAUUUUAUCUGUGACCGUUUACCUUCCACUGUUUUCAUAGAGCCUUCCUAACAGACAGUAGAAAUUUGAUGCUGGAUCAUUGGGUCUGUCCUUUGAGUGUUAAUUUUUUACUUACCAUGUGUACUUGCAUGAAAAAUGCAAAAAUUAUUCCAAAAUUUCAAGUCAACUUUUAAAUAGCUGGUUUAUCUAUUACAGUGGUUUUCAACCUUUUUUCAUUUGCAGACCCCUAAAAUAUUUCAAAUGGAAAUUCGGACCCCUUUGGAAAUCUUAGACAUUCUGCAGACCCCCAGAGAUCCAUGGACCACAGGUUGAAAACCACUGAUAUAUGGCCUGGUCUACACUUAAAAAUUAGGUUGACAUAGCUAUGGCACCUAGGGCUGUGAAAAACUCAUACCCCUGAAUGCCAUAGCUAUGCCAAUUUAACCCCUCGUUUAGAGGCAGUUUGGUCAGUGGCAGAAUGUGUCUGUUGACCUAGCUACCACCGCUCAGGGAGAUGGAAUUCUUACAGCAACAAAAAAACCCCUUCUGUCACUGUAGACAGUGUCUGCGCUACAAUGCCAUGGCUACAGCACCAUAAGUGUGCCUCUGUAGGCAGUACCCAUAGCGUAGUGGCCUAUGAGUGAGUUUCUUACUGUUGUUCCCCUUCCCUCAAUCUAUGUCUGCUUGUCUGUCUUCAAAUUGUAAACUGUUUGGAGAAGGGAUUGCUCUUCAUGAGUAUUUGGAAAGUGCCUAGCAUGUAGGCAGUAUCACUGUAAAUAAAUAACAAAUAAUAGGAGGAAGAGAGUAGCUACCAAUCUCAUUCUGGAUCAGGGAAACAGGUCUCUAGUUACUCCAUAGUUUAAGGUUAAAAAAAAAGAGAGACCUCACUAAGUGUAACAUUUAGAUUAAAUGUCUCUUAUGCAAUGGUAUCUAAACUUACCAUUCUUGUAAGACUGGCAAGUACAUAUUUUAUUUGAUGGGCACAUGGGGAGGUCUCUUCUUUAAUCCUGAAGCAGAAAGCACUGAUACAAGGAUAGGGGCUCAACUUAUAUAAAAGUAAUUUCUGUUAGUAUUUAGAUGGGAAAUCAGGGGAGAUCAUGUGCACACAAAUAUAUAUUUUAUGUACAGUAACCAAAUGUUCCUUAGAUACAGUGUUCCUGUCAGUUAAUUUCUAAAUUGCCACCUGCAAAAAAUCUAGUUUUCAGGUUAAAGUUAUGGCCCCCACCAAAAUCUGAAAUGGUGCCCCAGUGAGCCAGGAGUGACCAAAGAGCUGCGGGAGGGUCAUGGGCUUUGGCAGGAUGCAGCCCCUGGGUGACAGUGCAGAGCCCGCCUUGAGCCAGGCACCACAAGCCUCAGCAGCAGCACAGAAGUAAGAGUGGUAAUACACCAUAUAUACCACGCCACUCUUACUUCUGCACUGCUGCUGGCAGCAGCGUUGCCUUCAGAGUUGAGUGCCUGGCCAGCACCAGCCACCCAAGCAGUGCUUAAUUUGUGCCGAGGCUGAACCCCAGCACCUCUUUCAAUACAAAUUAAGCACUGCGGGGAGGCAUGGGGCUAGAAGGUGAUCAGGUUGGGGAGCUGUGGGUGCCAAGGGCACCAAAAUACAAGUUUGCCUAGGGUGCCAUUUUCCCUAAGGCUGGUGGCCCUGCGUAAGGUGUUCAAUAAUUAGAAGCAUCUAAAAGUAAAUUCACACAGUAUAUCAUAGUGUGUACAACAUGUCCAUGUCAGGCCCCAAAAAUAAAACUUAUAGGGGAAGGCAACACAACAGGUUUAAUAAUUUUAUCAGGGUGUCUGUGCACCUUUUGUUCAGGUGGUUUGGGUAAGUAAUAGCUGACCCAUCAGAGCCCAUAAGAUCACAUAGAAGAGCCCCUGGGGUCAGAUGCUCAUUUACACUUAGGCCCCUCUGCACUGCUCUGGCAAUCUAAAGGAAGUCUUGAAAUGGGUAUAAACUACAGCUGUAUCCUCUUUGAGGCUCCUUUAUACAGUCCUGGCAGUAGAGGGUUUUAGUAUAAAUGUGAAUCAGGCCCCUUGUGUGCAUCAUUUUGUGUCAAGAGUACCAAGAAAGCGUUUGGGAAAGAAAAAAAAAAGAAAGUAUACAUAGGAAUAGCUUGAGCAUAUAGGGACAGAAUCAGGAAAGCCAAUCCAAAGAAUGAGUUACAGGUAGCAAGAAAUGUCAGAGACAACAAGAAGGGGUUCUUCAAAUAUGUCAGACAAAGAAGAAAGAUCAAGGACCAUGGAAGCUAGUAAUGGAAGAUGAUAGGAAGGCAGAGCUGCUCAAUGUCUACUUUGCUUCAGUCUUCUCACAAAUAACAACAUGUGACCAGAUGACUAGCAAAGGUACCAGAGACAGUAAAGGGGAAGGGAUGCAGAUCAUGAUAAGUAAAGAACGCAUCAGAGAUUGUCUGACCAAUUUGAAUGAAUUCAAAUCAGUGGGUCCGGAUGCUAUUCACCUGAGGGUGCUGAAGGAAUUAGCUGUAAAAAUCUCAGACCCGCUGGCAAUAAUAUUUACAAACUAAUGGAUGACAGGAGAGUUCCUGGAAGACUGGAGAAGGGCUAAUGUAGUGCCUAACUUUAAAAGGGGGAAAAGGAGGAGCCAGGAAGCUAUAGACCAGUCAGCCUAACUUAGAUAGCUGGAAAGCUAGUAGACCAAUGUAUAACACAUUCAAUUUGUGAAUACCUGGAGGAUGAAGGGGUAAUCACUAGCAUCCAGCAUGGAUUUACCAAGAACAAAUCAUGCCAAACCAGCUUGAUUUCCUUCUUUGACAAGGUAACUGGUUUGGUGGACAGGGGAAAUGCAGUGGACAUGUUAUACCUGGACUUCAGCAAGGCUUUUAACAUAGUCCUAAUGACAUUCUGAUAAGUAAGCUAGAGAAAUGUCGGAGCAACAGAACUAACA
Molecule: messenger RNA, 4803 nt
Organism: Gopherus flavomarginatus (Mexican gopher tortoise)
Lineage: Eukaryota; Metazoa; Chordata; Testudines; Testudinidae
Gene: EFCAB11
Product: EF-hand calcium binding domain 11
Exons: 7
Coding region: 126-845 (239 amino acids)
Molecular function (GO): calcium ion binding
Source: RefSeq, a predicted model, not a curated record